Messenger RNA from Paramecium octaurelia, 2137 nucleotides. The record is from the annotation of a GenBank genome assembly. Lineage: Eukaryota; Ciliophora; Oligohymenophorea; Peniculida; Parameciidae.
CAUGAAUAAUCUUCAAUGCCUCAAUCACAACACCGCCAACCCACUUGAUAAUUACAUCAUAGGUGCAUAAUUUAAACUAUAUAGAGCAGUCCAUUGGAAAGGGAACCUUUGGUAAAGUCUAUAGAGGUCUCCAUAAACCCACUCAAUAAUUUGUAGCCAUCAAGAUUCUUGAGAAGAGCAAAAUAGAACAACCUGCAGACUUCACAAGAAUCCAAAGAGAAAUCCAUAUUCUUCGUAAACUUCGUCAUCCAAAUGUUGUUUAACUUUAUGAAAUCCUUGAAUCUGAAACUAAAAUCUAUCUCAUCAUGGAGUUUAUCAGUGGAGGUGAACUAUUCCAACACAUCGUUAAAAGCAAACGACUCCCAGAGAAUGAAGCUGCAGCACUCUUUUCAUAAAUUAUCGAAGCCAUAGAAUAUUUGCAUUCUCUUAAAGUAGCCCAUCGAGAUCUUAAACCUGAAAAUUUACUCCUUGAAAAUAACACCUUAAAAGUCGUUGACUUUGGGCUCAGUAAUAUAUACACUGAUCUACUUUAAACUCCUUGUGGUUCUCCCUGUUAUGCUGCUCCAGAAAUGGUUUCAGGCAUCUCAUAUUCAGGGAUCAAGACAGACAUCUGGGCAAGUGGCAUAAUCCUAUAUGCUAUGCUUUGUGGAUAUGUACCCUUUGAAGAUUCAAACACCAGAAAACUUUACGAGAAGAUCAAACAUUCAGAUUUCCAGAAACCCUCUCAUCUUAGUGUCCAAGUAGUAGACUUAUUGUAGGGAUUAUUGAACAAGAACCCUUUAAAUAGAUUGAGCAUAUCCAAAAUUAAGAUGCAUCCCUUUGUAAGGUAAUCAUAAUUAUAUUUUAUAAGCAAAUACUCCUACUCUAUUCAAAUUCAUCGCACUUUAGCAAUCAAUUCAAACAUAAUCAAAUAGUUACAAGCAGUUGGAGUUGAUAGUGAAAAAUGCAAAGAAAUGAUCAUCAAUAAUAAACACAAUCCAAUUACUACUACCUAUCACCUUUUAAAUAAAUAUCAGUAACCAGCUUAGUCAACCUAGAGAGUCAGAACUCAUUAGAGCAUAAAAUCAGUUGUUGAUAAACCAAGUAGUUCAAUAGAAAGAAAACCUAAUCCAAGUAUUUAUCAUAACAAAACUAAAUCUUAUGAGAAUAACUACACUACUGCUAUGAUUAUGAAAAGAGCAUAUGAUAAUCGGAUUUCAGCAAGACCUAAAUCGACUGAAAGAAGGAUUAGCACUGAAAAUGAUAGAUGGGAACGCAUUAAAACUUAAUAUGAAACAAAAGAAAAUUCUUCAAGAAAAACUCACAUGUCAAGACCAAGUAAAUAGCCUGUUAUGUAUGCAGAAUAUAAAUUGAAAACAGAAAGAAUUAUGUGAUUAAUAUAUAUAUUAUAAAUGAAGAAUUAAAUUUCUAGUUUCAUCCUCAAGACCUACAACAUUUUAGAAGUACUCAAGAUAACAUAUUUAGAAUAAUAUGUAUGAGGAUAUAAUUAGUUGGAAUGAAGAUGGACUCUCUUUUACUGUCAAGAAUAUAAGCCAAUUCUCAUCGAUUGUUCUACCCAUCCACUUCAAGCAUUAAAAUUUCUCUUCCUUCAUUAGAUAGGUAGUUCUAAUCUCUAUAUUGAGUUAAACAUGUAUGAUUUUCAUAAAUCCAGAGGAGGUAGCCCAAAUGAAUUCAAAAAUGAAUAUUUCCAAAAAGGCAGAAAGUAUACAUCAAAUUAAUUAGGGAUCUACUUUAUUAAAUCAAACGGAAAUAACAUAAUGAACUUAUGCCUUCAGAUAUACCAGUACAAAAUGAUUCUUCAGAUUAACUCAAUCAAGUAACAACUAUAAAUUAUUAAUAAAAUUAUAGAUCUCCUAAAAAUGCAAUUAUUUGCAUAAUCUUUGUUCUUCACUUCUAGAAAGGAACCAUAGAGUAAUUAAGGAUAACAAAACUCUCUAAAAGAAUCUUAUCAACCAUAGUAGGCUCUAAUUUUAAGAUGAAUUAUAGCAGCCAGAAUAAUUGUGUAUAACAAAUGAAGAACUUACAAAUAAUGUUCAAUGAUAAGCAACUUUGUAUUUUAUUAUAAAUUUGUGUAAGCUAGGAAGUUUACAAUUUUCAAUAUUUUAGCAUUCUUCAAAUCUUAAAUUCGAAUGUAUGA